AUGGCACAGGCAGUGCGCCGCAAGGUCAAUGAGACAAACGGCCAUGCGCACCACCGUCUAGACGACGCAGUGCACUCGAUUGAACAGAAGCUAGAAGAGCAAGCAGAACUGCAUGCGCGAAACCCCCAGGAACAGAAGGAAGCAGGCCUAUUCCAGCUCGUCAUUUGCGUCGCUGGUAUCUACGGAAGUUUCAUGACAUGGGCCUGGAUCCAAGAACGUCUAACAACCACCACCCACGGCCCCCGCAACGAACGCUUCACAUACUCCAUCUUCCUCAACACCAUUCAAUCCGCCUUCGCCGCCAUAACCGGCCUAAUCUACCUUUUUCUCUCCGCGAAAAAAGAUCCACGAACCGGCGUUCGCACCGUCGCUCCCAUCUUCCCUUCUCGCAGCAUUCUCCUCCCGCUCCUGGGUAUCGCGCUGACCUCGUCACUUGCUUCGCCCUUUGGCUACGCAAGCCUCAAACACAUCGACUACGUCACCUUCAUCCUCGCCAAAAGCUGCAAACUGCUCCCCGUAAUGUUCCUCCACAUCUCGCUAUUCCAAAAACGCUACCCACUCUACAAGUACGCAGUCAUCGGUUUCGUCACCCUCGGCGUCGCAGUCUUCACUUUGUACAGCCCAUCGACAGCCAAGAAGGCCGCGAAGAAAAACGGAGCAGUAAACGCGGAUGCGUCGCAGACUGUCGGCUUGGUGCUGCUAGGUGUGAACUUGCUGUUUGAUGGACUGACGAAUACGGUGCAAGAUCACAUCUUCACGUCUUUCAAGGGUUUUACGGGCCCCCAGAUGAUGUGUGCGCAGAAUAUCAUGUCGACGGCGCUGACGGUGUCGUAUCUCUUAAUCACGCCUCUGCUUGCGUCUACGCCGCUGGCGUCAUCGCUCGGGCUCGCGACGUCGGAACUCAGCGAUGCGCUGGGGUUCGUGGCAAAGUAUCCGGCUGUGGGCGCAGAUGUGCUCAUGUUUUCGGCCUGCGGUGCGAUUGGUCAGGUUUUCAUCUUCCAUACGCUCGCGCAUUUUAGUAGCUUGUUGCUUGUUACGGUGACGGUUACGCGUAAGAUGCUGACCAUGGUGUGGAGUGUGUGGUGGUUUGGGCACGAGAUUACGAAUAUGCAGUGGGUCGGUGUUGGAUUGGUGUUUGGUGGUAUUGGUGCCGAGGCGGCGAUGGGGAGGAGGGAGAAGGCUAAGAAGGCUGCUGCGAAGAAGGCCGAGUUGGAAGCUGCGGCGAAGAAGAAGUAG
Bipolaris oryzae ATCC 44560 is the source of this 1236-nucleotide messenger RNA. RefSeq lists its product as uncharacterized. The transcript has 2 exons. The record is from RefSeq and is a predicted model, not a curated record. Lineage: Eukaryota; Fungi; Ascomycota; Dothideomycetes; Pleosporales; Pleosporaceae. Gene Ontology annotation, cellular component: Golgi membrane; endoplasmic reticulum membrane. Gene Ontology annotation, molecular function: UDP-glucose transmembrane transporter activity; UDP-galactose transmembrane transporter activity. Gene Ontology annotation, biological process: UDP-galactose transmembrane transport. Bases 1 to 1236 code for a protein of 411 amino acids.